Arachis ipaensis is the source of this 10551-nucleotide messenger RNA. Lineage: Eukaryota; Viridiplantae; Streptophyta; Magnoliopsida; Fabales; Fabaceae. The record is from RefSeq and is a predicted model, not a curated record.
UUUGUCUUUCUCUUUUUCCAAUUGACCAGCAGUCCAGCACCGCGGCAGUUUCCGUCUUUCUACAGCAACGACAACACUUACCAUCGCCGUGUCUGCCGUUGUGUUCAUUGUGUCCUGUUCCAUUACAUAGAAAGCAGUUAUUCGUGUCGCUGAUGGUCCGUCGUGCCGUCUCUGUUUUCUGCUGUGCUCGCCUUGCCACCUCAAUUCUAGCUCUACAUCGCUCAGUUCCAAUUCCUGAUAUAUUUCUGCCAUAGUCGUCAGAAUUGGACCGAAUCGGCCGAUCAGCUGAAAAACCGACGAAUCAGUCACAAGGUUGGUCCAGAUAUCUGAUUGUAGAAGAAAAAUACCGAUGAAAACUGGUUCAGACCGGCUGGUUUUGAUAAAAACGGGUGAACUGUCAGUUUUAAUAACCGGCCGCUUUGACACACCUUUUUGUUUACCCACCUUGCCCAAAACGACGUCGUUUUGCUUGUUAAAAAAAACCUAACCUAACACCUUGAACCCUCGUUCCUUCCCCACCAUACUCUCUCAAUCUCACUCAACUUCCCCUGAAGUCCAGAACUCUAGAGUCCACACUUUCUCACAUUCUCUCACUAACGAUCGCCGGCUCCUCAUUGGCUCUGGUGCGUCUCUGUCACUAUGUCGUCACCUCCGUCUGUGGCUCGCCUGCACUGCGUUGUGGUGUCUCCUUGUUCCUGUGUGUCUCUCGUCGUCGUCGUCACGACCUUGUUCGGUUUGGCUCGCCGUUGCCAUCGCAUCCUCGUCUGGCGUGGCUCGCCCUCGCUGCUGCCUUUCCCUCGCCAGUCUCUGCUUUCCCGUGCUUGGAUAGCUUGGCCUUGGUUUCCCUCUUCUCGUCUCUGCUGUCGUGUUGUCUGUAACUUCGUUGGCAUCUGUUGCCUCGUUCCUAAACCUUUCACUGUGUUUGCCAGCUCCUUCGCCUUCGUCUUCACUAUGGUCAUAUGAACCCUUGACUUUCCUUAUUUUCAUGGAUGGAGAUACAUUGGUAGAAAACCCAGAAGAAUGGGAAACCUUAUGUGUAAACCGUUAGAGAAAGCUGUUGACUUACUCCUGGAAGCGAGUAUUCGACAAAUUGAUUAUAUUAUCAAUUACGAAGAUUAUGUUGAGGGUCUAAAAGAACUCGACGGGAAACUUGAGCAGAAUGAGCUAACAGUGAGGCAACUAGUUGAUGCUGCAGAAAACAAUGCAGAAGAAAUCACACCUACUACUCAAGAUUGGCGUAACAGGGUGGCGGCAAAGAGGGAAGAAAGUAAGGAGUUUCGCGAUGACAGAACCCUCAAGUCCAAGACAAGUUGCUUUGCCGGGGGAUGCUCUAGCGGGGCUCUCCCUUUUUUGUGGCACAGGCGUCAACUUGGCCGGAAAGCAAAGAUAUUGGCACCGGCAAUCAAAGAGCUUAAUGAUGAAACUCCUGACAGUGCAAAUAUUUCUUAUCGACAAGCUCCCACGUUUGAGGAUAGGAAUCCAUCUGGUGAUGACUACCUCAAAUUUGAAUCAAGGAAAGGUACGAUUGAGAAGGUCAUGGAGCAGUUAAAAGAUUCAACGGUGAGAAUUGUUGGACUACAUGGACCUAGUGGAGUGGGCAAGACCUCUCUGAUCCAACAAAUUGCAAAGCAAGCCAAGGGCAGGUUUGACAAGGUGGCCAUGGCAACUGUAAAAAAAGAUCCAGACCUUCAAAAGGUUCAACAAGAUAUUGCCGACCAUUUAGGAUUAACUUUUGGAGAUGAAGGUCAGAAGGGGAGAGCAGCACUUUUGAGAAAGAGGCUGAAAAAGGAGAAUACCCUUGUAAUCCUGGAUGACCUUUGGGAUGAAUUGGACUUGAAUGAGAUCGGGAUUCCAUUUGAUAAUGAUGAUGUUUCAAGCCACGUGAUGCGCCAAGAAAGAACGGAGGGGGAAGAGCAAACGACAACCAGGGGAUGUAAAAUUUUCAUCACUUCAAGGUAUAAAGAGGUGUUACGCAAUAAAAUGAAUGUUAAAGAAAAAUCAGUUGUUCUUGUCCCCGAGUUAGACAUUGAAGAAACUUUGACAUUAUUCAAGAAGGUGGUUGGAUUGUCAAAUGAAAAUCCCAAGUUCAAGCCAGAAACUCUUCACAAGUACUGUGCAGGAUUACCAAUGGCAGUUAUUCUAGUCGGAAAGUCGUUACAGAACAAGAGCGAGUCAGAGUGGGAAGGCGAACUAGAAAGGCUCAAAAACCAACAAGAAUCGAAUGAAGUGCAAAAGUACAUGGAGAAACAUGUAAUGAUGGGCUAUGAUCUUCUAGCAAGUGAGGAGCUCAAGUCCACUUUCCUAAUGUGUGCUCAAAUGGGUCAUCCAUCAUUAAUUGCUGACUUGGUGAAGUACUGCUAUGGUUUGGGCACACUUAAAGAUGUCCAUACACUGAGGGAUGCCCACAAGACCAUAUCUGAGUCAAUCCAGAAGCUAAAAGAUUUAGGCUUGUUGGAUAGUACUUCCAACGACAGUUUCAAUAUGCAUGAUAUAAUUCGAGAUGCUGCUCUGUCUAUGGCGUGCAAGAAUCAGAAUGUAUUUAUCCUGAGAAAUAAAACGUUGGAUGUCUGGCCUCACAAGAAAGAACUUCAGAGCUGCACUGGAAUUCAUCUAUACAAGAGUCAAAUCGUGGUUGAACUCCCAGAAGUCUUGAACUCUCCUCAACUCAAAUUCUUCCAUAUUGAUACUGAUGAUUCAAGUUUGGAAAUACCAGACAGGUUUUUUGAAAAAAUGGAAGAACUCAGAGUACUAGUAUUAUCUGGGAUUCAUCUACCAAGUCUACCGUCUUCAAUCAAAUGCUUAUCGAACCUCAGAAUGCUUUGUUUGGAGAACUGCACUCUAGGUAACUUGUCGAUUAUAAAUAAAUUGAAAAAUUUAAGAAUUCUUAGCCUUUCAGGAUCUAGAAUUGAAGAUUGGCCAACAGAGUUAGAAGGCUUAUGCAGAUUACAGUUGCUAGACAUUAGCGAUUGUUCAAUAAGCAGAUUGACUCGACCUCUUUCUUUAUCGAGUUUCACUAGUUUGGAGGAACUGCAUAUAAGAAACAGCUUGACAAAAAUGGAGGUGGAGGAAGAAGUAAAUCGUAGUCAAACUUCAGUUCUUUCCGAACUGAAACAUUUGCAUCAAUUGAAUUCUAUAGAUGUUUGCAUCCCUAGUGCUGAAGUUUUACCAGCAGACUUGUUCUUUCACGAGUUGAAUGACUACAAGAUUGUGAUUGGAGACUUUGAGACAAUUUCAAUUGAGGAUUUUAAGAUACCUAAUAAAUAUGAAGCUUCAAGGUCUUUGGCAUUGCAGCUAGAGCGUGGCAUGGAUAUUCACUCCCUAAAAGGAGUCAAAUUGCUAUUCAAAGGAGUGGUGAAUUUGCUGUUGGGAGAACUACAUGGAGUUCAAAAUGCAUUUUAUGAACUAAAUCUCAAUGGAUUUCCAGAUCUGAAGCACUUGUCAAUCGCAAAUAACAAGGGCAUUGAGUAUAUUGUGAACUCAAUGGAGCUGUCACAACCCCAGGAUGCUUUUCCUAGUUUAGAGUUCCUCAGCCUGUUCAACCUAAAGAACAUAAAGAACAUAUGUUGCAGUCCUAUUACAAAUUCCUCAUUCUCUAGACUAAAGACAAUCAAAGUGCAAAUGUGCCCCCAAUUGAAGAACAUAUUCUUCUUUUACAUUGUCAAAUUUCUUACUAGUCUGGAAACAAUUUAUGUCUCUGACUGCGAUUCUCUACAAGCAGUUGUUGGGGAGGAAGGAGAAGGAUCCAACAAAGUUGUGCUUUAUAAGUUAUGCUCUUUGACGUUACAGAAGUUACCAUCAUUUGUCAGUUUUUGCGAGAUCGAUGACAGGGAAAUCCUCCCAGCAGAAGAUGAGAAGAGUCUCUUUGAAGAAAAUGUAGAAAUUCCAAAGUUAGAGAUCUUGAAGUUGUUCUCAAUCAAGAUCCAUCGGAUAUGGAACAAUUGGCCUUCAAAUGAUUGGUUUCAAAACUUAAUAAAACUAACUUUGGACGACUGUUGUAACUUGACAUAUUUAUGCUCAUUGUCUGUGGCUCGUUGUCUGAAUAAACUAAAAAGCAUCUCCAUAGGUAGUUGUCCACUGAUGGAGAAGUUAUUCAUCAUCGGAGGAAAUAAGAAUGAGUGUUCAAAGGUUUGUAUCUUUCCUAAGUUGGAGGAAAUCGAAUUGUUUUCAAUGGAGAUGUUACAGAAAAUAUGGCCAGGUGAAGACGAAGUCAGUGCAGAUUCAUUUCCUAGUCUCGUUUCUGUCAAUAUUAACUAUUGCAAUAAGCUUGACAAGAUUUUUCCUGAUCACACGAAAUGCUGGUAUAUGCAUUUAAAAAGCUUAAAGGUUUAUUGGUGUAAGUCGGUGGAAUUCAUUUUCGAAAGUAGACAUCCUCCGCAACAAAAUGACACAAAAUCUGCAUUAUUGGAGCUCAUUGAUUUGCGUUAUCUCCCAUAUCUAAAGCAAGUGUGGAGUGUAGAUCCAAAAGGAGUGGUUAACUUCGCAAAUUUGCAGAGCAUAAAGAUUUCUGAUUGUAACACAUUGAGAAAUGUGUUGCCAGCUUCUAUAGCCAAGGAUCUUGGAAAACUAGAAAGCUUUUCGAUAACCUCAAGUCAUGAAUUGGAGGAAAUCAUUGCUUGGGAUACAGGAUCAGAAACAAGCAAUGAACCACCAUUGAAGUUUCCAGAAGUAGUCUCCAUGUCAUUUAGUAAGUUACCAAGCAUUCGGUGUUUCUACAAAGGGAGACAUAUUGUAGAGUGUCCAAAAUUGAAGCAACUGACAGUGACUGCGUGUCCAAAUCUGGAAAUAUUCAAAACAGAAAGUGCCAAUGAAGAAGAAAUAGCAUUCUUAUCGGCUGAAAAGGUAAUUUUCAAGUUGGAGCAUCUUCAUAUCGACUCAAGAAACGUGCGGUGGUUAGUGAGCAACAGAGGCAAGUACCGCUUGAACUCUUUGACACACCUUCACUUGGAGGAAUGGGCGAGCAUUGAUGAGACUUUAUACUGCUUCCUCCACACCAUUCCUAAUCUGCAAAUUUUGGAAUCGAGUAUUUCUUGGGGGAUUCGAGAGUUCGUGCCAAGUGGAAACACCGGUCCUCAGCAAAGGUUGGGAACAGUAUUACUGCUUAAGGAAUUGAUUUUGAACACUUCAAAUGUGGAGGAUAUUGGAUUUGAAAGAGAUCCUGCUCUUCAGAGAUCACUGCACCGCUUGGUCUUAACGGAUUGUCGCACAUUGAGGAGGUUGGCACAUUCUUCGGUGUCCUUCACUCACUUGACAUACUUGCAAGUAUAUUCUUGUGAUGAAUUGAAAACUCUAAUGGCAUGUUCAACGGCAAAGAGCUUGGUUCAACUCACCACCUUGAAGGUAAACUAUUGUCGUCAAUUAAAUGAAAUAGUUACCAAGGAUGAGCAGGAAAAUGACGAGGGCAUUAAAAUUGUCUUUGCCAACUUGAUAACUAUAGAACUUGAACAACUCAGCAACCUUACAAGUUUCUGUAGCAUCGCAAAUUGUGAGUUUUCGGUGCCGUCGUUGGAAAAAUUGAUUCUGAGAGAUUGCCCCAAGAUGAAAACGUUCACUGCAAAGCGCAUAAGAGCACCCAGGCUACAAUGUGUACUUGCCAGUGAAAGUUCUGACGAGGAAGGAAAAGGGUAUUGGGAAGGUGACUUGAAUGCCACCAUUCAAAUGGUGUUUGCAGAUAAGGUUCAUUUGGAGCUUUCCAAUCAUCCGGAGUUAAAACAAGUAUGGUGUGACAAAACCUUGGUGCAAGUGAACAGGUUUCAGAAUGUAAAAUCUUUGGUUCUGAAGAGAUGUGGUUAUGUUGUGCAUGUAAUUCCAUCUCAUUUGCUUCAUUGCUUUAAGAAUUUGGAAGAUCUGCAAGUAUCCGAUUGCCAUGGAGUGCAAGUUAUCUUUAAUAUGGAUGACAUUAGCAAUAAGCAAGUGACAAAAGCAAUGGGCAUGUCUGGUUUGAAAAACUUGUCAUUAGAGAAUCUACCAAAUUUGAAACAUGUGUGGGAUAAAGAUCCCAAAGGAACUUUUCACCUUCAAGCUCUGCAAGAUUUCAGCAUUGAUAGAUGUGAUAGUCUUGAAUAUGUGUUUCCAUCAUCUAUAACUAAAGGUCUUGCCAUGAACAAUCUUUCAAUAAAAAACUGUGAGCAGUUGGUAAAAAUCUUUUCAGAGGAUAAAACAACCUCAGAAUUAGAAGACACCAUAUCGAUUGUGUUUGGUUCUCUGACUUCCCUGUGCCUAACAGGAGUGCCACUGCUCAAAUACUUUUAUCCGGGACUACACAAGCUUCAAUUUCAAAAGCUAAAAAGAUUAUAUAUACAAGCUUGUAAAUGGAUGAUAUUCAAUUGUGAAGAGGCAGAGGCUUACAUAGACCAGCAAGUUAUAGUUCCACCACUUGAACAGGUUAAUCUCCUAUUUCAGAGCUUGGAGAAAUUAUCAUUUGAUAUAAGAGGCGCCAAGUUGACUUGGGAAGUAAAGUCUGGAAAACUUGGAUUUGAAGAGUCAGAAGAAGAAAGGGUUGAAGAGGUCCUAUUUGAGGAAAAACCUAAGGCUGAUUACGUUGAAUUCCUAUCGCAUCUCCCUCUCAAAGGGUUAAGCAUGUCUUCUCUUUUGAGACUCAAGUCCAUUGGUUUCGAUCACUCUUGGAUACACCCCAUCCUUGAUAAUAUCCAAACAUUGGAAGUGAAUACAUGUUUUUAUAUAAAGAACUACUUAGUACCAAGCAAGGUGUCUUUCUCUAGUCUGACGAAAUUGAUUGUAAAUUAUUGCAAUGAUUUGUUGUAUCUGUUCACAUCAUCAACAGCAAAAAGUUUGAGUCAACUCAAGCAUAUGGAGAUAAGCAAUUGUAGAUCAAUGCGAGAGAUAAUAUGCAAAGAGGAUGAUGAAUCUAAUGAGAACAUAAUAUUUGAGCAGCUCCAGGUUCUGCAUCUUAGAGACCUGCCAAUGCUGAGAUGGUUAUACUCAGGCAAACGUACUUUGUGUUUUCCAUCAUUGCAACAGUUAUUCAUGUUUGGUAAACUCUCGACGAUGGCAACAUUCUGUCCCCACAUCCAGAUAGAUCUAGAUUCAGUCAAGUUGAGCUCAGGACAAAACUACUGGAAUCCAUAUGAAGUCCAAUGGGAAGAUGAUGUUGAUACCACUAUUCGCAAAAUCAAUAACAAAGAAAUUGGUCUUAGAGAAAGCCUGUAUUUUCAAGACAUGUGGCGUGGCUCAUUGCCAGUCCCUGAAGCAUACUUCGGUAAUUUGGAGUCCCUGGUUGUGUAUCAAUGUGAAUUUUUAUCCGAAGUAAUACCUCUUCAUUUGCUUCCUUUUUUAAAUAACAUGCGAAAAUUGGAAGUUCAAAAAUGUAGUUCUGUAAAAACUAUAUUUGAUGUGAAAUGCAUAACAAAAGACAAGACACUCCCGCCAAUUAAAUUUUCGCUGAAGGAGUUGGUAUUAGAAAAGCUGCCGAAUUUGGAUAGCAUUUGGAAUGAAGAUCCUGAUGGGAUACUCAACCUUCAAGUUGUAGAACAAGUGCGUGUUGAUACAUGUAAAAGCCUUACAAGUUUGUUCCCAAAAUCAGUAGCCAAGGAUCUUGUCAGUCUUGAAAAUCUAGAGUUGAAACAUUGUGAGAGCUUGGUGGAAAUCAUUGCAGGAAUUGAAGCAACACCAGAAGGAGCAAUUUCAGACUUUAUUAAGUUCCCUUGUUUGGCUUCAUUGACACUCUUGGAUUUGCCAAGCUUCAAUUGUUUUUACUGUUCAUUGCAUUGUGUCUUGUUGAAGACACUGAAUGGUCAUGAUCCACAAAUUGAGGACCAAGUCUCUUUCAAAGAGGUUACUCCUAAAUUGACCAACAUGUUGUUUGGUGAAAGAGAAGCGAAGAUGAUUGGACAUGAAGAAUGUGACGGAAGCCACUUUGGCGACAUAAAUGUUCCUGAUAUGCAGAGUUUUAAUGUUGAGCUUGAGUCUGAUGAACUUCCAUAUACAUUUCUCCAAAAGGUGUCCUGUAUAAAAACUCUCCAACUGAAAAAUAGUUCUAUCAAAGAGAUAUUUUGCUCUAAAAGGCCUAAUUUGGAUUGCACCCAAUUUCUACCACAUCUUAAAGAAUUGAAGUUGGCUUCUCUUUCUGAACUAAUUUCCAUAGGAUUUGAAUGCUCUUGGAUACUAGAAUCAUCAAUUCUCAAAACUCUGGUAACCUUAGAAGUAAAAAGCUGCUCUGGUUUAACAAGUUUAGUUUCUUCUCCUGUCUGUUUUUCUAAUCUGACGCAUUUGACUGUAUCUGAAUGUGAUAGCAUGAUAUAUUUGUUCACAUCUGCAACAGCUAAAAGUCUGUUUCAACUUAAAGAGAUGAAAAUAUCUAAUUGUAAAUCCAUGGAAUGGAUUAUGUCUAAUGAAGGAGAAGAAUCAAUUCAUGAUGAGAUAGUAUUUGAGCAACUGCAAGAAUUACGAUUUGAGAGUUUAAAAAACCUUAGAAGAUUUUACAAUGGGGAUUUUGCCUUAAGCUUUCCAUCAUUGGAGAAAUUGAAAGUGAUUAAGUGCAACAGGAUGGAAUAUUUCUGUGAAGGUACCAUCAAUACUAACAAGUUGUCAGAAGUAGUCUUUGAUGACUCAUUUAGAGGUGAUAGAACCCCAUUGGAAGUUGAUCUCAAUUCUACCUUACGAAACACUUACAAGACAGAGGUUGCAAAAUUUGUGAGGGAAGUAAAGGACUUGAAGCUCAGCGAACACCCAAUGAUACAUGGAAUAUGGAAUGAUCCAUUUCGAGUUCCAUCCUUGUGCUUCAUCAGAUUGAAGAUCUUGAUUGUGGAAAAAUGUGAAUUCAUCACGUCUAUUGUAAUACCCUCUCACAUACUCAGUUUGCUAUGCAAAUUGGAAGAGUUGGUAGUGCGACAAUGUGAUUCCGUGAAAAAAAUAUUUGAAGUGACACAUGAAGCAAAAGACACAAUGAUCAAUCCUUUAAGAUCUGGCUUAAAGAAAUUGACUAUUGAGCAGCUACCAAAUCUUGAACAUGUUUGGGAUUCAGAUCCUGCUCAACAAAUUAGUUACUUUCAGAGCUUUCAAGAAGUCUAUGUUCAUGGAUGCAACAACCUUCAAAGGUUAUUUCCAACAUCUGUAGCUGAAAAUCUAAAUAAACUUGAGAAACUGGAAGUAAUCGAGUGUGAUAGAUUGGUGGAAAUUGUUACAAAGGAUGAAGUAGUUGUUGAAGGAGCUCCUAAAGAGUUUGCAUUGCAAAGCAUGACCUCCAUAAAAUUGUGGUCUUUGCCAGAAUUAAAAUGUUUUUACCCUGCUCCGCACAAGCUAGAAUGCCCCAAGCUAGAGGAAGUGCACUUAUUCCACUGUGAAAAGUUGAAGAUAUUCCAAUUUGAGUCUCAGGAAUUUCAAUGUCCACAAGCAGAGAAUGAAGCCAUUUUCUUGCCAGAAAAGGUAAUCCCGUACUUGAAGUUUCUAGCAGUCAGCAAGGAGGAGAUCAUGAUGAUGUUGCAUGGACAGUUUCAUGUGAACAACCUUUCAAAAUUAGAAGCUCUUCAAUUGCAAUGUUUUCAUGAUGAUUCAGAUACUUUUUCAUAUGAAGUACUCGGACAGCUUCCAAACAUAGAAAAUCUUGCUGUGAAUUGUAGCUCUUUCAAAGAGAUAUUCUACUCUCAGAGUCCCAACAUGGACGACGGCAAAGGAAUUCUUCCUCAUUUAAAAUGUUUGCAGUUGAUUAAGCUGUCUAAACUGAAGUCCAUUGGAUUAGAAUAUGCAUGGAUGGAUCUCAUUUCUAAAAAUCUUGAAAAGUUGCUAAUAGACCAGUGUCAUUGUUUGAGGAGCAUAGUACCAAGCAAGGUAUCGUUCUCCAGCCUAAUAGAAUUGAACAUAUCAGAAUGCAAUGGUCUUGUGAGUUUGUUCACACCUUCAACAAGCAGAACUUUGCAUCAACUGAAGAACAUGUCAGUAAAAGAUUGUGAAUCAUUAGAAGAGAUAGUGUCAAAAGAGACAGAAGAGUCAUCAGAGCUUGUUGAAGAAGAGAUAAUAGUGUUUCCUGAAUUGAAAACUCUGUCCCUUUGCUCCCUACCAAACCUUGGAAGGUUUUACAAUGGAAACACUGCCUUAAAAUUUCCAUUACUGGACAAAUUCUCACUAAUCGAUUGCCAAAAGAUGGAGAGCUUUUGUGCAGGUGCUGUUAGUGUCAACAGGUGGACAGAAGUUGAAUUUGAGGAGGAUAAAGAUCCAGUUUUAUUGGAAGUUGAUCUCAACUCUGCUAUACCGAAAGCAUUUGAAGGAAUGUUUUAUUAGGCGGAAUCUAAUUCCAGUAAUGAAGUUAGAGACAAAAUGAGGAUACCCACAUGGACAAGACAUUUAUGAAGAGGAAGGAAUAUUGUCAAUUUGACUUCUUUUAUGUUGUAUUAUUUUUUUCAAAAAAAAAAAAACACUAAAAAAAAUUAAAAAAGUUAAAAAAAAAAAAAGACAAAAAAAGGGUUGAGGAUGAUCUAUGUUAGUGUAGCCAUGUGUGUGUGUGAAAUGUGAUUGCAUUGUAACUCAUGGAUAAUGGAUGAUAACAGUGUGUUAAACGUGACAUUUUAUGUGAAUACAGGAGUGAUUAAGUUUUCAACA